CAGCUCCUCACGGGAGGGAGCCGGUGUGUUAAGUGGGAGCCAGGGAGUGAGAAAGAGGGCCACAGAGGAAGAGAAGGUACCCACGCCUGCGUGCCUGUCCGUAGGCAGGCUUGGGCACAGACUUGUGGGUGGGCUGCUGGCCUGGCUGCCAGUAGGAGCGAGCAGAGGGAGCCAGAAGGAGGGAGCAAGAAAACCACGGAGGGGAGAGAGAGCACUCAGCCGGAACAGAGGAAGGAGAAAAUCCACGAGGGACAAGUGCAAGGCAUCUGAUCCAAGGAUACCCCUUGAAAGGAAGGAGAGUGACAAUCCUAAGUGGAGGGAGAGCAAGAAAACUCUGAGGGGGAAAGUAGGAGCAAAGCGGGGGGGAGGGGGGGGGGGCGGAGAAAAUACCCCCGGGAAAAGAAAAUACUCUGCUGGAAGAAGGGAACAAGAAAAUCCCACAGGGAGGAGUGUGGGGCAGGGGACUGCCUGAGGAGCACAGAGCCAGAGAGCACAGCAAGGGAAGGAAAGGAGGAAACGGAGCGAGAUUAAACCGGUCUGGAGUUUCGACGCAGUUCCCUCUCCCCUCCUCCGCUGGGGGCAACUUCACAGAAGAGGGGAACGAGUAAACAAGUUGGAGGGACGAGUGUACAGAUUGGAGACCAGGAAGGGAGAAGGGGCUGAUUCCGAACCAGCCGGCUCAGCACCAGGGCACCAGGGGAUUAGACCAGAGCACCUAGGACUCGGGCUGGCUGGAAGGAUUGGUCCACGGGUGCAAGCCAGCCUGAACCGGACUGAUUCUAUUGACCCAGUGCUAAGACCCGAGAGGCAGAGCCCUGCCAGGGUCUGAGGCCCAGAGCCCAGAAGCUGCCCCCCAGUCCAGAACCAACGAGCCGAAGCAGCCCCAGUGUCCCAGAAGCCUCAGCACUGCUCAGCCCCAGUGUGGUCCAGGUCCACCCACCAUGGAGGAUGGGGCACGGCGCCGAAGCGGUUCCGAGAAGGGCCCAGAUGGGCCAGAGGAGCCUGCAGGGGAUGCUGUAGCCCUCAAGAAGGAGAUUGGUCUGGUCAGCGCCUGUGGCAUCAUUGUGGGUAACAUCAUUGGCUCAGGGAUCUUCGUCUCGCCCAAGGGCGUGCUGGAGAAUGCUGGCUCCGUGGGGCUGGCCCUGGUGGUCUGGAUUGUCACGGGGCUUAUCACCGCGGUAGGGGCGCUAUGCUAUGCCGAGCUGGGUGUCACCAUCCCCAAGUCUGGCGGUGACUACUCCUAUGUCAAGGACAUCUUUGGAGGCCUGGCUGGGUUCCUCCGCCUGUGGAUCGCGGUGCUGGUCAUCUACCCCACCAACCAGGCAGUUAUUGCGUUGACUUUUUCCAACUACGUUCUCCAACCCCCAUACCCCUGCUGUGAGUCGGGAGUGAGGGCACUGGCAGGCAGCUGUGUGUUGCUGCUCACCUGGGUGAACUGUGCCAGUGUGCGCUGGGCCACACGAGUUCAGGACAUCUUCACAGCUGGGAAACUCCUGGCCCUAGGGCUCAUCAUCGUCAUGGGCAUCGUGCAAAUCUGCAGGGGUGAGUACUUCUGGCUGGAACCGCACAACGCCUUUGAGUUCUUCCAGACGCCUGAUGUGGGGUUGGUGGCACUGGCCUUUCUGCAGGGUUCUUUCGCCUAUGGAGGCUGGAACUUCCUUAACUAUGUCACCGAGGAGCUCGUUGACCCCUACAAGAACCUGCCCCUGGCCAUCUUCAUCUCCAUCCCGCUGGUGACCUUUGUGUAUGUCUUCGCUAAUGUGGCCUAUGUCACCGCCAUGUCGCCUCAGGAGCUGCUGGCCUCCAACGCCGUUGCUGUGACCUUUGGGGAGAAGCUGCUGGGCGUCAUGGCCUGGAUCAUGCCCAUCUCUGUGGCCCUCUCCACCUUUGGGGGCGUCAAUGGGUCCCUCUUCACUUCUUCCCGGCUCUUCUUUGCGGGGGCCCGUGAGGGGCACCUGCCCAGCUUGCUGGCCAUGAUCCAUGUGCGGCGCUGCACCCCCAUCCCUGCCCUACUCUUCACUUGCGUGUCCACACUGCUGAUGUUGGUAACGAGUGACAUCUACACCCUAAUCAACUAUGUUGGCUUCAUCAACUACCUCUUCUAUGGUGUCACAGUAGCUGGGCAGGUCGUACUGCGCUGGAAGGCACCCAACAUGCCCCGCCCCAUCAAGGUGAGCCUGCUGUUCCCGGUGGUGUACCUGCUGUUCUGGGCCUUCCUGCUGGUGUUCAGCCUGUGGUCGGAGCCAGUGGUGUGUGGCAUCGGUCUGGCCAUCAUGCUCACCGGUGUGCCUGUCUACUUCCUGGGUGUCCACUGGCAGCACAAGCCUCCUGCCUUUCACGCCUUCGUGGAUGCCCUGACACGUGCCAGCCAGAAGCUGUGCCUGGUGGUGUACCCCCAGAUGGACGUGGGCAGCGCUGAGAGCCAGGAGCAGCAGGAGCCCAUGUGCCAUGGUGGGGACCCUGAUGCUCCCCAGAACUAAGCACCCCCCUGGACUGCACCCCCAGCUGGGGCUGGAGCAGCUGGAUUUACCUUCCUCAGCCAGAGCUCCUGCCCCACAGCCUACUCCCCAGAGCCCUCUGCCCCUGGGAGCCUCCCCGCAAUCCUGGCCAACCAGUUCCACAGUGCCCCCACCAGCUACCACUCCUGCCCACACACUUCCCAGUGCUCCCCCUGGGGCUGGAACAGCAGGAUCUACCCCCACCCCUAGACAGUGCUUCUGCCCCACAGCCCGCCCCCCAGCACCUGCUGGAGCAGCUGGGUCUACCUCCCAGCCAGCACUCCUGCCCCACAGCCCCUCCCCCCAGGUACCCCUGUUGGAAAUCAGGUGUCAAGACUUCCCCCCAGUUCCUGCCUCAUGGCCCUCAAGGCACCCAGUCCUGGGGUGACACAGGCCAUUGCUCCUGCCUCACAGCUCCCCACCCAGUGCCACCUGCUAGGGCUAGAGCAGCUGGAUCUACCCCCACAGCUAGCACUCCUGCCCCACAGCACCCUAGGCGUGGGCUGGUGGGGCUGAGAGCCCCCCUCUGAAUCACAAUUGCCUUAUCCCCAAGGGGGGAAGAUCUUUGGAGGCCCCCAGUUAUUUGGGCGGGGGGGGGGUCUUCACCCCCUAGCUCUGAUGGCCUUGUCUUUUUCAUGGUGUUUCUCUGUGUUUGGAUGACAAUAAAUGGAACCGAAGGUACAUCUGCAGGCAGCUUCCGUGGGGCAAUCCCAGGAGAGUCCUGGGGGAGUGCAAGGGUGGGGAGGAGGAGGGGCAGGACCCCUGGACUGCCCCCUCACCUCACCAGUUGGGGACCUGACAUGCCAUUAUUAGUCCAACCUUGCCCCCUCGUGAGCACCAUUGGCCAUUGCAGCCUAUAGCUUCAGAUGCCAGUUGCAUCUACGCCCGCCCCACCCCGACCUGAGGCUACGGGUUGGGAGUGAAGGGCACUGGCUGGGCCAGAAGGGGCAGGGCCUGUGCCACAGAAGUGAGGGGCAUUGGUGGGGCUAGGGCUGUCAGAGCUGUGAGUCAGGAGUGAGGGGCAGUAGCUGGGCCAGAGGAAGCAGGGGGCUGUGGGUCUGGAGUGAGGGGCACCAGCUUGGCAAGGAGCAGCUGGUCAGGGGUGAGGAGCACUGGUAGGGCAAGGGGAGCAGUUAUUUGGUG
Molecule: messenger RNA, 3641 nt
Organism: Alligator sinensis (Chinese alligator)
Lineage: Eukaryota; Metazoa; Chordata; Crocodylia; Alligatoridae
Gene: SLC7A8
Product: solute carrier family 7 member 8
Exons: 14
Coding region: 942-2480 (512 amino acids)
Biological process (GO): amino acid transmembrane transport; neutral amino acid transport
Cellular component (GO): membrane
Molecular function (GO): L-amino acid transmembrane transporter activity; neutral L-amino acid transmembrane transporter activity
Source: RefSeq, a predicted model, not a curated record